AUGGCAGCAGCAGAUCUAAUGGUCAUGAUCUUUAAUGUCAUAGUAUAUUUGAUUAUUAAUUAUCAUUUUCCAUAUUCCUUUCUGUCCUACACUGCCGUCUGUAAGUUUCUUCUGUACUUAGCAUUCGUCAACCUAGAUAUGUCAGUGUGGUUCACUGUCUCAUUUACCUUUGACCGAUUUAUGGCAAUCUGCUGUCAGAAGUUUAAAGAGAAAUAUUGCACCAAGAGAACAGCGACCGCGGCUAUAGUAACGCUCUGCUUCCUGGCCUGUUUAAAGGGAGUCCCGAUUCUGUUUUCAUAUGAACCUGAACGAAUAAUUCUCAAGGUGCAGUGGGGCUGCCGGACGACGGCUGCUGUUUAUGCAUUACCAGCAUGGUCAGUUUACAGCUGGAUCCAAACUCUAUCUGUCCCAUUGCUUCCCUUCGCAUUGAUGGUACUGUUUAAUUCCUUAACUGUCAGGCGUAUUUUAAUGGCUAACAGAGCCCGGAGGGGACUUCGGGGUGUCGUCAAUGAGAAUCAGAGUGAUCCAGAGAUUAAGAGCCGAAGAAAAUCCAUCAUAUUACUCUUCACUAUAUCAGGCAGUUUCAUAUUUUUGUGGUUAACAGCUGUUGUGAGUUUUGCAGUCACCAGGCUGUCAAGCACUGUUUAUUAUCAAGGUGAUUACUCAAACCCUGAAUUUAUUGCCACGGAAACCGGAUAUUUGCUGGUAUACAUGAGUUCCUGCACAAACACGUGCAUGUAUGCAGCUACCCAGGUGAAAUUUCGAGAAGAACUGAAGAAUGCCCUGAAAUCGCCCUGGGUACUUAUUCAUAAAAUAGUGACAAAUAAAGAAAACUUGAAGUAA
This is a messenger RNA of Carcharodon carcharias (great white shark), 843 nucleotides long. RefSeq names its product apelin receptor A-like. Gene Ontology annotation, molecular function: G protein-coupled receptor activity. The transcript has a single exon. Gene Ontology annotation, cellular component: membrane. Bases 1 to 843 code for a protein of 280 amino acids. NCBI's taxonomy places the organism in Eukaryota, Metazoa, Chordata, Chondrichthyes, Lamniformes, Lamnidae. The record is from RefSeq and is a predicted model, not a curated record. Gene Ontology annotation, biological process: G protein-coupled receptor signaling pathway.